AUCAUCACCAACCCAACCCAACCCACACGUUUAACGAGAAAAAGAGUGAAAAAGACGUCCACACAUUAACGCUGUGUUUGGUUGGAGAAUUUGGAGAGGAAUUUGAAAAGGAAAAGUGAAACUGUGUGUGAAAUUAUGCGAAAUGUAGGCAUAUUUUUUUCACAUUUCACUUACCUUUUCCAUUUCUCUUUCCAAAUCCCUCCUCAAAUCCCUCAACCAAACACAACAUAAUAGAAUGAAUGGUGGUGUAUCUCUCUGUAUAUAUAUGCAGUCUCGGACCAACCAAUAAAAUGCACACAAGAGGUAUAGAGAGAGAGAGAGAGCUCGAGGACGAAACAAUGGUGUGACGAAAUCAGCCAACAACACAACAACAAACACACACAAAUCCGAUCAUCAUCCAGUGAGUGUGAGACAGAGAGAGAGUGAGUGAGUGACUGAGAAAUGUCUCCAUUCUCAGAUAUGUCAUUUCUUUCCUCGUAACAGAACACCCACAAUUACUAAUUACAAUACAACAGUACUACUACUACUAGUAGCCCCCACUACACUACCCAGGUACUCUCUCUCUCUCUCUCUCUCUCUCUCCCCGUAUAUUCUUCAGUAUGUAUAUCUAUACAGCUCAGCUCAAUACCCACCCGCACUAUUCUAUCACUCCUCAUCAACAUCACUUUCCCACCAAAUUACUGUUCAAAUCCAUCGUCCCUUCAUUCCCACCCCCAAACUGGGCCCAAAAGAAAUAUUCCACCACCGUCAGCCGCCGCAAGGACCACCACCACCUCCAGCACCUCCACGUCCACCUCGAUCAACCGCCGCAGAAGAUCGUCGUGAUCAUGGGUCCCACCGGGUCCGGCAAAUCUCGGCUCUCAAUCGACCUCGCAACCCGAUUCUUCCCCUCCGAAAUCAUCAACUCCGACAAAAUGCAAGUCUACCGUGGACUCGACAUCACCACCAACAAGAUUCCAAUGCACGACCGCCUAUCCGUCCCCCACCACCUCCUCGGCCAUCUCGACCCAUCCCAGCGCCCCGACUUGUCUCCCUCCGACUUCCGCUCCGCCGCCGCCGCCACCAUCUCCGCCAUCUCCUUUCGCCGGAAACUUCCACUCGUCGUCGGCGGCUCCAACUCCUUCAUCUACUCACUCGUUGCAAAUCGGUUCGACCCGGGAUCCGAUGUCUUCCGCGAAUCACACCCUGACCCGGUAUGUUCGGAGCUCCGGUACGAUUGUUGUUUCAUCUGGGUCGACGUGGCUUUGCCCGUUUUGAAUCAGUACCUGAGAAAACGAGUUGACGAGAUGCUUGACUCGGGCAUGUUCGACGAGUUAGCCGACUAUUUUGAGUUUGACGAUGAGGAGGCGAGUCGGGGGACUCGGACUGGGUUGAGGAAGGCAAUAGGUGUGCCCGAGUUCGAGCCUUAUUUUAGGAGGUUUGGUGGAGGCGGGGCUCCGAAGGAUGAUCCACUGAGGAGGGUUGUAUAUGAGGAGGCCGUGAGGGCAAUCAAGGACAACACGUGUCAACUGGCGAAGAGGCAAGUGGGGAAGAUCCAACGGUUGAAGAGUGCUGGGUGGGACCUAAAGAGAUUGGAUGCCACGGAAGCGUUUAGGGCGGCAAUGGAGGACGGUGGGUCAGAUUCCGGGAAGUCGUCAGAAAUUUGGGGGAAACAAGUAUUGGAACCAAGCAUGAAGAUUGUGAAGCGCAAAUUGGAGGAGAGGAGGACAAGGACGAGAAGCAUUCUACCUUCAUUCCAUUUUGGUAGUAGCAUGAAAAGGCUAUACCCUCUCUUGUCCAUUUCAUCCAAAUUAUUAUAAACUACUGCACUGCCAGCUUUCUUCAGGAUUGGCUCAGAAUGACAUCUGGUUGGUUCAGUUGUUGUCAUUUGAAUUUGAAUGACAAUUGUACUUUUAGAUGGAAUUGUCAAUUUUUGAAGUUUGAGUUUUAACAUGCCUUUGCAGCUGCCUUUUUGGGAGGGAUAUCAAUCAAAAGUUGUGGGACUGGGAAUGGUUUCAAAAAUCUUUUUGUAGACUUCAAGUCCCAUGAUGAGAAAACACAGUAAAAAAACAAAGGGCUCAGAAUCAUAUUGUUAAUUAUUGUGAAAUGUAUGUACCCUGUAAUCUCAAAGAAGCAUUCUAAGUGUAAUGUUGUUUUAGACCAUCGUCAAUGUAUAUCAUUCCACCUCUUAACCUUUGUUAUUUGUCUUAAAU
This is a messenger RNA of Camellia sinensis, 2192 nucleotides long. RefSeq names its product adenylate isopentenyltransferase. The record is from RefSeq and is a predicted model, not a curated record. Gene Ontology annotation, molecular function: AMP dimethylallyltransferase activity; tRNA dimethylallyltransferase activity. Gene Ontology annotation, cellular component: mitochondrion. NCBI's taxonomy places the organism in Eukaryota, Viridiplantae, Streptophyta, Magnoliopsida, Ericales, Theaceae. Gene Ontology annotation, biological process: tRNA modification; cytokinin biosynthetic process.